Messenger RNA from Xiphias gladius (swordfish), 2875 nucleotides. RefSeq lists its product as uncharacterized. The transcript has 16 exons. The coding region runs from base 573 to 2309 and encodes 578 amino acids. The record is from RefSeq and is a predicted model, not a curated record. Lineage: Eukaryota; Metazoa; Chordata; Actinopteri; Istiophoriformes; Xiphiidae.
UUACUGAAGUCAGUCAUCGUGCGUGUUGCUGGGUCGUUUUUAAGGUGUAGUCGUGUCAGUUCUGGGGGUAUUAAAGAGCACCAGCAAAAGGAGCAGCCGAUGUACUCGAACGUUAGUGGACAAUUUCUUAGGGGACGGUGAUUGACCUACCAGCACAACAUGAACAUGUAUAUAUGAUGGGGUGUCAUUUUACAAGCACAGAUAAGAGUUAGUCCUCCCCCAGAGGCACUUAAACCUCUGAUAAUGAAAUGCCAUGGACCGAAUGAACAGACAACCCAAAUGUGUGCUCAACACCACGCUUGCACCAUCAGUGGCAGGUUGUCGCACUGACCGAGAGAUCCGAACGCUGACCCAACAGGGCCUGAGGGAACUGUUUCCUGGCCCCUUGAAACUCAGAUCGAGAAAGAGCAUCUUUCAAACAAGUGGAAAUGUGUAGAUCUGAUUCGAGACAGAUCUAAACAGAGAUAAAUAACAUGGAUAGACACUAGUUACCAGGAAUUGCACAGUGAACAAGUAAAAUGCUCGAUUAGUAUCAUUCUGUGUUAUAUUAUUUCCGUUUCAGAACCAAGUCGAUGUGCUCCGAAAAGAACUGCAAGGGUUCAUCUCAAAUGACGGCUCUAACUAACAGUGGGGUCUUUGUUGAGUACCUCCACAUCCUGAUGGACAUACGGACCCAGGUGAAUAAUUUGCAGAUCGUCCUUGAUGCUUAUGUUGGUCUGCCUGAGGACAUCAGCAAAAAUCAGGAGGGCCCAGAACCUGAAGAAGGUUUGUCAGGUACAAGUAACUCAACCACCUGUGGUCCAGCUCCCCACAAGAGCCAAACUGGGUGCCAUCCACAAGGAGCACAGGGGACGGGUAUCGCAGACAUCAUGGGUCAAACUAUGGCCUCUAGUUGGCUAACUGGUGGCAGUAGACAAGGAUCACGAGACUCUUUGCCAGGGGCGGGUAUCGCAGACAUCAUAGGUCAAUCUAUGGCCUCUAGUUGGCUAACUGGUGGCAGUAGACAAGGAUCACGAGAUUCCAUCACCACGCUGUCUCGAAAGGAAUUUCGGGAAGACUCUUUGCCAGGGACGGGUAUCGCAGACAUCAUGGGUCAAACUAUGGCCUCUAGUUGGCUAACUGGUGGCAGUAGACAAGGAUCACGAGGCUCUUUGCCAGGGACGGGUAUCGCAGACAUCAUGGGUCAAACUAUGGCCUCUAGUUGGCUAACUGGUGGCAGUAGACAAGGAUCACGAGACUCCAUCACCACGCUGUCUCGAAAGGAAUUUCUGGAAGUGACGUACCAGAUGGUUGUCGGAGGUGAAACCUUUGACGCCCAUCUACAACUGAUGGAGCAAGUGAAGGGUCACGUUCUUGAUGGGGCUCAGUUUAUUGAAAGCAGUCAGGAUUACCAGACUAUUAUUGUCUUCUGCCCAAUCAGUUCACGCGUUGGUUCAGAUGUUGAGGCAGUGAUGAAAGGUGUCAGAGAUGAUAAACCUGUCAUUCUGGUGUUAAUGCACCAUAAACGUGAGGCCACAUACACACCCUCUGCAAAAAAGUGGGCUCAUGUUUUGUUGCAGGUGGAUGUUUUCUACCAUGAGACACAACCUGGUUUACUAAAGUGUCAACAAAAUGAUGAGGCUGUCUCUGAGAUACGAAAAGAACUACUGAAGCACAGUAGUCAGAGAUGUAAAUAUACCAGUGAAGGCUCUUUGCCAGGGGCGGGUAUCCCAGACAACAGAGGUCAAACUAUGGCCUCUAGUUGGCUAACUGGUGGCAGUAGACAAGGAUCACGAGACUCCAUCACCACGCUGUCUCGAAAGGAAUUUCGGGAAGUGAUGUACGAGAUAGUUGUCGGAGGUGAAACCUUUGACGCCCAUCUACAACUGAUGGAGCAAGUGAAGGGUCACGUUCUUGAUGGGGCUCAGUUUAUUGAAAGCAGUCAGGAUUACCAGACUAUUAUUGUCUUCUGCCCAAUCAGUUCACGCGUUGGUUCAGAUGUUAAGGCAGUGAUGAAAGGUGUCAGAGAUGAUAAACCUGUCAUUCUGGUGUUAAUGCACCAUAAACGUGAGGCCACAUACACACCCUCUGCAAAAAAGUGGGCUGAUGUUUUGUUGCAGGUGGAUGUUUUCUACCAUGAGACACAACCUGGUUUACUAAAGUGUCAACAAAAUGAUGUGGCUGUCUCUGAGAUACGAAAAGAACUACUGAAGCACAGUAGUCAGAGAUGUAAAAAUACCAGUGAAGGUAUGGUUUGCGAGUGUGGUAGUGCUUCUACUGGUUUUGGUGGUAACACCGGGAAUGAGGGUCUUUUUUCAGUUUGGUAUUAGAAAAUAAAUCAUAAAUCAUGAUAGUAUCUGUAGUGUCGAUGGUGGUUAUGAUGGUAUUAUAUCAGUUAACAAGUAAUAUAAACUAAUGGAUUGCAUCAACUGCAAGAUUAGAAACAAGAAACACUGAGAAAACAUAUUAUUAAUGGAUGUUGAUUUGUGUAUGUCUGUAUGUUAAUCAUUGGUAUAAAUGUAAAAUGCCUGCGUAGAAGAUGGUUCUGGUUAAACAUUUUUUUUUUUUACGUCUGUUGUUAAAUUUCUAAAGCUAAAAUCACGUAGUGUGUUGUGACUUUGUACAUGCAACCAAUCAGCACUUUGAUAAUUUGAUUGCUAUUGCACAUUCAGAUUCUACAUGUUAGAGAGGCAAAAAAAGCUAAUUUCUUCAUUUAUGUAAGUGCUUUCGGACAUUUCAAAGGAAAAUGUAAAUGAAGAUAAUUAAUAGUAAACAAACAGAAAAGUGAAUGUUUACUUGAAUGUACAUUUUGUUGUAGUUGAAUGUCUCAGAAAGCAUAUAAGAUGUGCAAUUACUAUGCAUGAUAUUUUCAAUAAACUUCAUAGAAUGAUCAUUA